Messenger RNA from Phaeodactylum tricornutum CCAP 1055/1, 1775 nucleotides. RefSeq lists its product with no specific name. The transcript has a single exon. The record is from RefSeq and is a predicted model, not a curated record. The annotation marks the transcript as partial. NCBI's taxonomy places the organism in Eukaryota, Bacillariophyta, Bacillariophyceae, Surirellales, Neidiaceae.
UUCUAUUCUUUGACUGUGAGUGAGUGUUGCGAAGGUCACCAAUUUACAAGCUUGCCGCAAGAACCAUGACACAUAGCUUCUGUCAUUUUCUUUGAGACAAGGUAUCCUUUGUCUUGCAGCGGCUGCCACUGAUUCUUGAAGACUUCCCACGGGAGCAGCGAGCACCUGAAAUCCAGGGGAAAAAAUAGACCCCAUGCCGUCGCUCAUUCUCAUCACCAACACCUGCAUGUCCAGCCCAGAAUCACCGACACUUGCCAUAAAUGAGCACUCGCCGCGAUCGAGUGGGGUACGCAGCUUUCGACGAUCGUCCACUACCCGAAAACUCGUCAAUUGGUUGCGACUUCCCCUUUGGCUGGUUGCUUUGACCGCAUUGCAAGUCUGGAAUACGCCCGAUCGAGAAAUCACUUUUGCCAAUAUCAGCAACGCGAGCGAUUUACAGUACCUCGCCCAAUCCAUGUUGCUCGCUACGUCCUUCCAUACGGAUGAAUCCAACGGUAUUCCGAUGCAAAAUGUGACGGCGACACAGCAGUCAAACAGUAUCCAACGGAGUCGCCGCUUUCCGUCUGUGGCCGAAAGAGUCCAGUUGUACAUGUCUGAUUGGUACGAUCCGCCGUGCCGCCUGGAUCGAGACGGCUUCGGAUAUAGAAGAAUUCCAAAGAAAGGAAAGAUUCGCUUGUAUCAUACGAACACUACGACGCUCGAAGUGAACUCGACCGUCCGAGGCAGGUACGUCUUUUACGGAAGCUUGCCGACCGUGCGUGAUUGCGCGACGGGUAGUGUUCGAGUCGAACUUCGCCACCAAGUUUACUGCCAAGACAUUCUGGCUUCUUUCGUUCCAGCAAUAGAACGCUUAGGGUGGAGCGAGGAUACAGCCACAUCGUUGUCCUACGCGGACAGCUCUACUCCACCCCCGUUCUUGUUUCAGUUGGGCGACUCUGAAACACCCCGACAUAUGGCAUACGUCCCGCAUCUGAAAAAAUUUCGACGUGCGUUAGAUCACACCAAGUUGCAACUUUCCGCCACGUCGAGCCAAUGUUUUCAAGGGAAUCGCCGUGCCCAUCCAUCCAAACCGCCGUCAGCGAUUUUAUGGAAACUGAAUGUGAAACGUCACUACAGGCAAGUUUACGACGUUUCUUAUCUGGACGUUCCAUGGGAAGAGAAAUUGGAGAAGGCCAUUUUCUGGGGCGGUCCGAAUGGCUUUACCGGCGAUCAGCGAGUGCUGCUCAGUAUAACGGACGACCUGGAACGUUGUCUAGCGAUACCUCGUUGUCAACUCGUAUACGAACACGCCAAUUCAACCGUAGUUGAAGCCAAACUGACUACCACACGAGGGCUCUUCCCGGAUACCGUUCGUGGUGUCUUGCUUGCCGCUGGCCGCCGUCGGCUCCAAGAUUUACUACGGUACAAGGCGCUCGUCAUGUUGGAAGGUAACGAUGUUUCCUCUGGCUUAAAAUGGGCAAUGUACUCAAAAUCCGUUGUCAUUAUGCCCCGCCCUACUCGAACUUCUUGGUUAAUGGAGGAACUUCUGCAACCCUGGAUACACUACGUACCGAUCCGGGAUGAUUUGUCGGAUCUGGAGGACCAAACCCGAUGGGUUUUGGAGCAUAGCGAGGAAGCCCAACGCAUUGCCGAACGCGCUACCACCUGGAUGGAUGAUUUGUUAUUCCAUGUGGAUGCAAAGAGAGAUGACGAACAGAUCAAUGCCGAAAUACUUCGGCGAUACGCCGCUCAUUUUUACCACAAAGUAGCAAGUCAAAAACAACAUUAUUCUGGCU